GACAACUGCUCACGGCGUCUACUUUGCUUUCGGCUGCAGCAUGCGCAUCGUCGACACCGCGCUUCUGGCCAUCGCCGGCCUCGUCGCCGGCCAAAGCGACGACGCGACGCUCCCAGUGUGCGACGCCAGCGUCAACGUCACGCACGCGACCAAGUUCAUGCCCCACUUCUACCAGUGCAGCAACGUGACGGGCGGCGUCGACAAUAUGCUCGCCAGCCCUCUGUACUGCAAGACGCCGGCGUGCACUACGUCCAUGGAUAUCGCACACAGCGUCCUUUCGACGUGCACGCCAGUCGCCGGCCUGUACUUCACACCGGGGCGGCUCUGCUCGCCCGAAUGCGUCAACAAGACGACGCAGAUCCGGCAAAUUCGCCAGCAGUGUCUCUCGACGAGCGCGGCGGCGCUUGGUCUCUGCUUCCAGUGCAAGAACUAUGUCAUCGAGAUGAAGGCGUACCGGGCGAUUUGCGAGGUCUUGGACUCGGUCGAGGCUCUGCGCAACGACCCACUUAUCAAAGCCGCCGCUGCCGUCUGCUUUACGCCGGCACCGACGACGCUUCCGCCCUCGACGAGCGACAGCAACAGCACCACGUACGUCGUGAUUGGGUGCGUAGUCGGCGUUGUCUUGGUCGCAGCCGUCCUCUUUGCGUGCUUGCGCAAGAAGACGCCCAAGGGGGACGUGUACACGAGCGCCGGCAACACGACGAAUGGGUCGGGGAACCUCCACUCGAUGCGCCUCCGGUCGGGCGAGACGACCAAUCAAACCGGCAACACGCGGGUCGCCAACGACAUCCGCUUCGACGCCGAGCUCUCGCAGUUUCGCAUUCCGCAGCAAGAGAUCCAAAACAUCUCGCUCCUUGUCAAGGGCGGGUACGGCGUCGUCUUCCACGCGACCUUUGGCAAGCAGGACGUGGCCAUGAAGCAGCUACUGCCGUCCAAGGCCAAGGACGCCGCGGCCAUCCAGGAUUUCAUGAAUGAGAUCCGCCUCUGCGCGCGCCUCGAGCACCCCAAGAUCGUCAAGUUUGUCGGUAUCUCGUGGUCGACGCUCCAGGACCUUGCAGUCCUCUCCGAGUUCAUGUCGAACGGCGACGUGACGGGCCUCAUUCGCAAGGAGCGCAAGAGACCCGAGGGCUCGCGCCUCCUGCAUUGGUUUCCCCAAGGUAGCUUUCCCGCAACAAAGACGUCCAUUUCGGCCGACACGGCGGACGCGCUCGUGUACCUGCACUCGUUCCAGCCGACGGUCAUCCACCGCGAUCUCAAGUCCAAGAACGUGCUUCUGAGCGAAACCUGGGAGGCCAAGCUCAGUGACUUUGGCAUCUCGCGCGUCACGAGCUUGGAAGAGUCGAUGACGUCCAACAUUGGCACGAUCGCGUGGAUCGCGCCCGAGGUGCUCACGGGCGGCCGCUACACGGAGAAGGCCGACAUCUACAGCUUUGGCGUGCUCAUGGCCGAACUUGAUACGCUCCAGGUGCCUUACGCAGAUUUGCUCGGAAAGGCGAGCGAAAACGGCUUCUCGAAUGCGCGCCUGGCGAUGAUGGUCAGCGAAGGCGAGCUGCAGCCGUCGUUCACCGAGUCGAUGCCGUCGGAGCUCCUCGCGCUCGCCCGCGAGUGCCUCUCGUUCCACGACAACGACCGUCCGUCGGCGAUCCAGCUGUCGUACAAGCUCCACAAGAUUUUGAACGAGAACAACUACCAGUAG
Molecule: messenger RNA, 1696 nt
Organism: Saprolegnia parasitica CBS 223.65
Lineage: Eukaryota; Oomycota; Saprolegniomycetes; Saprolegniales; Saprolegniaceae
Product: TKL protein kinase
Exons: 3
Coding region: 41-1696 (551 amino acids)
Biological process (GO): protein phosphorylation
Molecular function (GO): ATP binding; protein kinase activity
Source: RefSeq, a predicted model, not a curated record